This is a messenger RNA of Triplophysa rosa, 1780 nucleotides long. It is a transcript of the gene dguok, whose product is annotated as deoxyguanosine kinase. Gene Ontology annotation, molecular function: ATP binding; deoxynucleoside kinase activity. NCBI's taxonomy places the organism in Eukaryota, Metazoa, Chordata, Actinopteri, Cypriniformes, Nemacheilidae. Gene Ontology annotation, cellular component: cytoplasm; mitochondrion. The record is from RefSeq and is a predicted model, not a curated record. Gene Ontology annotation, biological process: nucleobase-containing compound metabolic process. The coding region runs from base 182 to 961 and encodes 259 amino acids. The transcript has 7 exons.
AAAUUACGGAGUUCAACCGGAAGUGAACGUGCUGCAAUGUGAGUUUAUAAAAAAAUUAGUUUUAGUUAUGAAGAAUUUAUAAACAGACCUCAUCGAUUUGACAUUAAAAACCCAGAGGAAACAUUGUAUUGUAUAUAAACAUGAAUGCUUAUAAUAUCGUCCUUUGUUGUGUUAUAUCACGAUGCUUAUGAGGACGAUAGGACGCUUUUUCUCCAGCGCUGCUGUUUACAGCUCCAUGCAGCAAAAUCUGCGAAUAAAGCGAGUUUCCAUAGAGGGAAAUAUUGCGGUGGGGAAGUCAACAUUUGCCCGACUGCUACAGAAUGCCAGACCGGACUGGGAGGUGACAUCAGAACCCAUCAGCAAAUGGCAAAACGUGCAUCACAUGUCUCAGCAGUCAAGCAGUAACCUGUUACAGAUGAUGUAUCAGGAUCCAAAGCGCUGGUCUUACACCUUCCAGACCUUCUCGUGCAUGAGUCGCCUGCGGACGCAUCUGGAACCUCCGUCUGCCAGAUUACUUCAGUCCAGAGGAACACCGGUACAGGUGUAUGAACGCUCCGUCUACAGCGACAGGUACAUCUUUGCUUUAAACAUGUUCGAGCUGCGCUGUAUAAACUCAACGGAGUGGGCCGUGUAUCAGGAUUGGCAUUCCUUUCUCGUUGAGCAGUUUGGUCAUCAGAUACAGUUGGAAGGCAUCAUAUAUCUCCGAGCAUCUCCACAGACGUGCAUGGAGAGGUUAGGGCGACGGGGCAGGACAGAGGAACAGGGCGUUCGGCUGGAUUACUUGGAGAAACUUCACACGAGACAUGAAAACUGGCUUGUCAACAAGAGUACCGAGGUUCAUUUCGAGCACCUGGAGAAGGUUCCUGUGUUGGUUCUUGAUGUCGGGGUGGAGUUUGAAAAGGAUCCUAGUGUACAGGCCAAGCUUCUGACAGAGGUCGAAACGUUUUUCAGCGGAUUAUAAAAGGAACCCUUCCAUUAAUGGACCAUUUCCUCGUGGUGGAGAGAAUGAGCAAGCCCCGAGAUCUGAACCUAACAAAUGUUUGACCCCAUCACUGAUCCAAAGAUCAAAUGUCUGAAUGUGAACGUCCAUUUACAGAAGAGCACAGAAAUACCAGCACGUUCAAUGACUGUUUACUGCAAAAAUGUGUUUUAUUUAUAGAAAUGCAUUAAUAGAUUCUGAAAAAUCGUUCUGUAACUGAUACACUAUACUGUUUUAAAACACUUGCCUGUCAAAUGAUAAUAAGUGAUCAUAAUGUAAGGUGUUUAUUUGUAUAUUUUAGUGUAUUCAUAGCACAAGAGAUUAAAGAACUGCACUGGUCAGUUAGCCACAAGUGUGUGCAAUAGUUACCCAGAGAUUAAUCACCAGACUAUCGGUGAAUGUUUACCAUGACGCAAAGUUAAUGGGGCGCAUUAUCUCUAAUCCAUAGAAUUUUGGAGAAAGACCUUUUGUCCUGGGUUUCAUCUGUACUACAGUUUUAGAUUUGCAAUGAAAUUCAGAAACCGUUGCAGUGUUACAUUCACAGGUUUUAUAUUAAAGGAUUUUUUCAGACAUUUUGGUUUCAACGGGUAGAAAUUUUAACACCAUGCCUAACCAGACUGUGUGAAACCAUUCACACACAAACUGAUGAAAACUAUACCUUAAAUGCAGUCAUAUCAAAGCCAUGAGAUUCUAAUGUGGUUAUAAACCUGCAUGCAACUCUUUCUUCAGUGAAACACCAAAGAAGAUAUUUUGAGAAAUGUCGCAGUGGUUUUGUGUUCAUACAAUGGAAGUCAAUGGAGU